Molecule: messenger RNA, 923 nt
Organism: Perca flavescens (yellow perch)
Lineage: Eukaryota; Metazoa; Chordata; Actinopteri; Perciformes; Percidae
Product: HRAS-like suppressor 3
Exons: 4
Coding region: 353-826 (157 amino acids)
Biological process (GO): N-acylphosphatidylethanolamine metabolic process
Cellular component (GO): cytoplasm
Molecular function (GO): glycerophospholipid phospholipase A1 activity; A2-type glycerophospholipase activity
Source: RefSeq, a predicted model, not a curated record
UCCUGGUGUAAACCGGGACAUUUUAGCGUCCCGACAGGCUUUUGUCGGGACUCGGGACAAGCAAUUAAAAGCUGGGACUGUCUGGUGGUCACCCUACCUACUGAACAGCUCACGAGAAAUGAAACUUAGCCUUUGUUGCUUUAUUGCACUUAGUACCACCUAACAACAGCUCCUGGUUAUAUAAUGUGUACUUUGUGAUUAUAAUCAGUCUAUUUGCAUCUUGUGUUUGACACCCUUUAUCAGGUGAGCACUUUCGUUUCUGAGACAUAAGCACACUUAGAUUUCAGUCUCCGGCAGCAUAAAUAGGCUGCAGGUCGCCACUACUCUUACUGAUAGAUGAAGAACUGAAGACAUGGCUCCAACAAGGAUUGAGGCAGAGCCCGGAGACCUGAUCGAGAUCUCCCGUGGGAUGUAUCAGCACUGGGCCAUCUACAUCGGUGGAGAGGAAGUUGUUAAUUUCAGUCUUCCAAAAGAUGAUAUUGCCUGGAAAAGCCCCCACGGACAGGUAAAGCGUGAGAACAUCUGGGAAGUGGUCGGCAAGGAUAAAUUCAAGGUCAACAACCUCCUAGAUAACAAGUACCAGCCUCGUGAGCGUGACAUCAUCGUGAAGGAGGCCUGUAGCAUGGUGGGUCUGGAGAUGCCGUACCAUCUCAUCUCUUGCAACUGCGAGCACUUUGUCACAUAUGUACGCUACGGCAUUGCAGAGUCAACACAGGUUGCCACAGCAGCUAAGACUGCAGAUAGACUUCUAGGUGUAGGGAUUUCAUUUCUGGAUGCUCUGAAAACUUUCUUCCAUAAAGAUGAAAACAAAGAAGAAAGGAGAUAACCAAGGAGAGAACCAAGGAGACAUUACAAUUGGCAGUAAUGAGACAGCAAGAUGGAAGGAAAGAUCCUGCUAUUGUUUGAUUGUUUUGAUUUGUCAA